Messenger RNA from Bufo gargarizans (Asiatic toad), 6515 nucleotides. RefSeq names its product actin binding LIM protein family member 3 (gene ABLIM3). NCBI's taxonomy places the organism in Eukaryota, Metazoa, Chordata, Amphibia, Anura, Bufonidae. The record is from RefSeq and is a predicted model, not a curated record. The coding region runs from base 437 to 2428 and encodes 663 amino acids. Gene Ontology annotation, molecular function: actin filament binding. Gene Ontology annotation, cellular component: stress fiber; actin cytoskeleton. The transcript has 22 exons. Gene Ontology annotation, biological process: cilium assembly; cytoskeleton organization; lamellipodium assembly.
UGGCAGCAGCGCACGCGCUAACGGCGCUCGGUUCCCUCCAGUGGUCACCGUGAUCCUGUGAUGGGAAUGUCCCGGAGGAUCCCCAGCCAUAAGAGCAUUAGACUGCCAGCGGAGCGCGGUGCACAGGGCAGCGGCAGGAGCAGUCAGGGCUGUGUGCCGGAGCGGCCUCCCCCUCCUCAGUCCACACCCCCAAGUGCUGGCAGAGCUCGGCUACUGGUGACAGGCAGUGUGUGGCUCUAGGCGUGUGCUGGGAGAAGGUGGCAUCGCUCACCUAUUGUCUGUCGCCCACUGCUACCUACCUGACAGCAGAGGUGUCCGGGGAUGGCUGGCAUGCGGAGCUUCUAAGUGCACGGCAGGAUUCAGCGCGGGGGCCACAGACCGCAAGGAGACCGCUCACUUUUCCUCUGGGGUUGGAUGAGAACAGGAGACUGGCAUCAUGAGCACCAACUCAAUGCCCUACCCACAUAGCUCUUACAGUUCUUCGGGGAGCUCUGGGCCUAUCCAAUGCUAUCGAUGUAGAGAGACAUGUAAAGGAGAAGUAGUGAGAGUGCAGACCAACCACUUCCAUAUCCGUUGCUUCACCUGUCAAGUGUGUGGCUGUGAUCUGGCCCAGUCUGGCUUCUUCUUUAAGAAUGGAGAGUAUAUCUGCACACGCGAUUACCAGCAACUCUAUGGGACCCGGUGUGACAGCUGCAGAGAUUUCAUUACAGGAGAAGUCAUUUCAGCGCUUGGACGAACAUAUCAUCCGAAAUGCUUUGUAUGCAAUAUGUGCAGGAAACCUUUUCCUAUUGGAGAUAAGGUCACCUUUAGAGGUAAAGACUGUGUUUGCCAGAAUUGUUCCCAGUCCUUAGUAAGUGACAAGCCAAUCAAGAUCCAUGGACCAAGCCAUUGUGCCGGGUGUAAGGAAGAGAUCAAACAUGGCCAGUCACUACUGGCACUGGAGAAACAGUGGCACGUCAGCUGCUUCAAGUGUCAGACGUGUGGCAUCAUCCUGACCGGGGAGUAUAUCAGCAAAGACGGCGUGCCUUACUGUGAGUCCGAUUACCACGCUCAGUUUGGGAUUAAAUGUGAAACUUGCAACAAAUACAUCAGCGGCAGAGUCCUGGAGGCAGGUGGCAAGCAUUAUCACCCCACAUGUGCCCGGUGUGUACGAUGCCAGCAAAUGUUUUCAGAAGGGGAAGAAAUGUACCUGACAGGCUCUGAAGUGUGGCAUCCAAUAUGUAAGCAAGCAGCCCGUGCAGAGAAGAAGCUAAAAUACAGAAGAGCUUCAGAAACCUCAAUUUCCCCACCAGGAUCCAGCAUCGGCUCCCCCAAUCGGGUUAUCUGUGCUAAAGUAAACAAUGAGAUUCUAAAUUACAAGGACUUAGCUGCUCUCCCCAAGAUUAAAGCAAUCUACGCAGUGCAGCGCCCUGACCUCAUUUCUUACGAGCCUUAUAGCAGAUACACGUCGGAUGAGAUGCUGGAGAGAUACAGCUAUGGGGAGGAUAUCUAUGAAGGAAUGGAUCUCCGUCAGAGAAGGUCAUCAAGCCCAGGAUAUAUUGAUUCUCCUCUCUACAGCCAUCGAGACCUCUCUCUCACCAUGCCACGCUCUCCCCAGCAUUACUAUAUGUCAGGCACUGAGAGUGGUCGUAACUCCCCUUACUAUAGCCAGGUAGAUGUACGUUGCUCUACACCAAUUCUUUACCAGACUCCUCGACAUUUCCACAUACCAGCUGCCGCAGAAAGUAACAUAUAUCGGAAGCCUCCUAUCUAUAAGCGUCAUGCAACAAAGAGCAAAACAAGUGACGAUCUUGUGCACUCUUCAAAAUAUCUGCCUCCAUAUUCUCCAGAUCCCUAUUACCAGUCAGAGCCUGAGUAUUGGAUGUACUCACCAAAGAUGCCUCGAGCACGGAGGUUCUCCUCAGGAGGAGAGGAAGAUGGUUUUGAUCGAAGCAUGCACAAGCUCCAGGGAGGGAUUGGGAGAAUGAUCCUGAAGGAAGAGAUGAAGGCUCGGUCGUACAUUGAUCCUUGGACCCCUCCUCGAAGUUCGGCGGGCAGUAAAGAAGCGCUUCACAAUGUCGGCUAUGAUAAUGGAUCUCCCAACAAGUGUUACCUUGCAGACAAUGAUCCCCUGAUCUCCAAAUCUGCCUCACUCCCUGCCUACCGGAGGAAUGGACUUCACAGGCCACCCAGCACCGACCUUUUCCAUUACGAUAGUGCCAACGCUGUCAACUGGGGCAUGAGAGAGUACAAGAUUUACCCAUAUGAAUUACUCAUGGUGACCACUAGAGGGAGGAGUAGACUACCCAAAGAUGCAGACAGAACUCGACUGGAGCGGCACCUGUCACCUGAAGAGUUCUAUCAAGUGUUCGGAAUGACCAUAUCAGAGUUUGACCGCCUGGCACUGUGGAAGAGAAAUGAGCUGAAGAAACAAGCCAGGCUUUUCUAACUCGCUCCACCAUGUGCCUCAAUACGUACACCUCUAUAAAUAUAUUUAUAAAUAUAUAUAUAUAGAACUUAUGUAUAACUACUACACAUAAUAUAUAUAUUGUAUCAUAGGAAGACCUUCACAGAACUGGUUUUGUACCUCUCAGGAGCGAUAGGGCCUACAGCUUAUUUCUAUGCAGUGCGUUGUAGUCCCUUUCACUCCUGCCUGGGUUAUUCUGUGGAGAGAGAUAUUUUCAACUCUUGGUUAUAUUUUUUAAAUGCUGUUUUUUAUGCGCCGCUGUUUUGGAGAGUUUAGAGACUUCAAUGAACCUGCAACCUUAACAUUGUUACAACAAGUCUUGAAAACCCAUUUGUUUUGAUCUCUCGAAAUUCCCCCAUGGUAACUAAUUGGCAAGUAUGCCAAAUGUACGCUGGUCAUGUCAGCCAGAACCCGGCGGUGUCACUGCAGAUUGUUUCAGUAUUAAGCCAACUGCUGACUAAUGUGUGGAAACAGGAUGGUGCUCCUUGCAUAACAGAAGCCGCCUUUACCUGCUCACGACAUUCCUUGCAUGCUCUUUUCAGUUAUUGAUAUCAAUUUUAUAUAAAAGCUAUAUCGCUUAUAUUCAGCACCCGAAAUGCACCAAGUGAUGUUUGGCAGACAUGGGUGAUCACCUUGUCACACAAGAGGUAAGGUCAGCUGAGGCUUUUGGAGCCUGCCACCAUAUGCAGAGAUGUAAGCGAAACAUGUAGCUUAUUCCCAUGAAUAAUGUGAAGUAAAUACAAAUAUUGGCUCGUCUUAAAAUUUCAUGUAGACCUUCAGAGGGCAUUCUAACACUGUCUCAUCUACAGUAUAUUUCCCCAAUGUAAAGACUUGGACCACCAGUGCCCUCCUCAUGUUGAUGUAAUGCUGCUGUCAGUGGGGCAUUUUAUUUUUUUCUUUGCUGGAAAUAGUGCCCGCACCAUGUGAUUUCACUAUGACAUGUACUAUUUUUAUAUCUUUUAUAAUUUGCACUUUUCUUCAGGUGACAUUUUUACUUUUUAUAAUGUGCUCCAAUUUUCAUAUGCACAGAUUUCUUAGCAUUGGAUACAAAAAGCAUUUUAUAAAUUGAUUGUUACUGCUGUCCCGUAUUAAUUUCUUAGUAUAGAUGAUUAGGCUAGGUCCAAAACCACGCCAAUCUGCCUGUUGACUGCAUCUAAAAGCAUUGCAUUGUCACUUGCCGUGCAGUAAACUGCCAUAUAGCUGCAUAACCGUGUGGCCAGGGGCGGACUGGGAACUUAAAGUGGCCCUGGAAAAAACUAAAAGUGGCCCCAAUGUUGUAGAUGGAUCUGAAUAUGGGCCAAUACAAGUUGGCAGGGUCAGUAAUACCUUAGUACAGCAAAAGAUACCAUCCUACAGAACUAAAUCCCACUGUGUGGCACAAAAUACCUCUCCAGAAGCUGUCCCCCUGUCGUGACCAUCAAUAGCUGCCACAUUCUAUCCUUCCAUUUGUCUCUAAUAUGGAUAUGGAACAGAGGUCUUAGGAGGUGAAAUGUGGGCCACAACACCAAGCCAGCCCUACAUUCAGCAUGCUGCCUGGACUUCUUGUAAUGAUGAACCCUAUAGUUCCUCCAGUAGUAUGUACUCAUCCAGCGGCAGUGAGGAGGGCUCGGGUGGCCCUAUGGGCAUCGGUACAUUGCAAAAAUUUCCUGUAGGGUCUAUGGCCAGCCUGCCCCUGCAUUUGGCCCUUAAUAAUGAAACUGCUUUUAGCUGCAGUUGGCUUGAAAACUGGCAUGUAGAUCAGCGCAGUUUGCUCCUUUGUGGGGCAGCCAAACAAACUUUUUUUUAUUAUACAUCUUAACCCUACAUUGCUAGGCAAGAAUGUCCUAUUAUACUGUAUGCAUUAUUGUAUGUAUUCUUAUAUAUAUAAAUUAUGUACAUAAAUGAGCCUCUUUAAAGAGAUAACGGUAGGGGCAUAUCUUUGUUGAAAAGAAAAGUGAAACUAAAAGGCCCUCCUAGACAUAAGGUCAAUAGGUUACGUCGCAGGAAAGAAGGAUUGGACAUAUUGAAUUUCACCACCCAACCCAUUUGUUCUCAGUAGAAGAGAUAAACUGAAGCCUCAGGUGCCUGGUACUGGCUUUGAGCCCUUUUAUACAGGCUGAGGAUUGGGUAAAUUUUCAGGACCAAAUGUACAUACAAAGGGUCAUUUUAAAUAAUUGGCCUGUGUAAAGGUGACACCAAUGCUGAUCGUAUCUUUAAUGGAGCACCUAAAAUCAUCGGCAGCACGUCAACCAUAGGCAAGCAUUAAUUAUCACUGUCGUUCAUUCCUCUUUUGCUUUGCAUCAAGCUGUGUGAAAGACCUUUUAAAUGAGCACUGAUCAACUUAUAUGUUGUCGAUCAGCAAUCGUUAUUGGACCAGCAUUGACCCAUGCAAUAGGGCACUUACUCCCUUCUCCCCACUGAGAACAUGCGUUUGGAGACGCUGAGAGGAAUAGCUGUUAAACAACAGCUAGUGAAGGUAUAUGGCCACCUUAGGCCCUCUCCGCCAUUCAGAAGUGCUUUCAUCUCAUGAUUCAUGAGCCCUGAUGUGAGCUUAUCAGUUUUUCAAAAACAAAUUGAAAAAUAAAAGACUUGAAACCUGCUAAUUUCAACAAGGGGAAUGAAACUUUGCAGUCAGUAAAAUGAAUUUGGACUAGGGAUGAGCAAACCUCUGUUUACAAGUUCGGCAUACAAGGUUCGGGUUAUCUAAGAAUUCCAUUAUAACUUAUAACGGGAGAUAACUUGGUGCGUGGUAGAGGAAUCCAUAACGGAAUUAUUUGAUAACCCGAACCUUGUACGUCGAACUUGAAAACACAAGUUUGCACAUCCCUAAUUUGGACUAAUCAGUGUGCUUUCACGCAAUGGUCCAUCCACAUUCUCCAAUCCCCACAGUCCUAGAAAUCAACUCCCCAGAGCCAAAGGAUGACACUGAUUACAGUGGAAACUGUGAUGCUUCCAUACUCCCAAUUGACAAAAGGGGUGGAGACAGGAAAAAUUAUCAAGUUCCCUGGAGAACGUGGAGUUUUACAAAAGUGAAACGUACUUUCUCCAACUUAACAAAUAGCAUGUGACUGGUUGCCUUGUUAUAGUGAUGGCUUAAGGGGUUCUGUAAUUUCUAAAGCAUAUGCGCACCCAUUUUGCAGUUUCCUGUACAUUGUCCAUUAGAUGGUGCUCUUCCAUUACAUCAGGAGGGGAAGUGAUUUGGCAGAUAUGUAUUCAUCCCAGGAUUUAGACCUGCUUUGCACCAGUAUGGGAAAUAGUAAUAAAGAACUCCUACUGCACAGAAAUUACAAGUGAUCGCUGCUGGUUGGCUUCUCGAUUAUAAAACUGGCUAUGCACAUUAGAUUAAUGUCAGAUGAACCUGCCAAUUUUGGUGACUGGCCAACUAACUAAUAUGUGUGGAUGCCUCUCAACUCUUUCCUGAUGUUAAAUGUCCAGGGAGAGGAGGAUUAACUAGUUGGAUCUCAACAUGCCCAAUCCCUUGUUCUCUGGGGAGAUAAGCCACCACCAGUUUUUUCUGGCAGUGGAUUAGGCUGUUCUCCCCAUGCCGAACAUGUGCCAUGAGUGGUUGGGUGGUUGGUUGACAGCCAUCUCCCUGACUUAUAUUGCAAAAUAUGUAUUACAGCACCCUAAGUGUACCACUGGUACCCGUCUCUCUUUUCUAUGUCUACUUGUCAGGGAUCAUAAUUCACUUUCCCCUUAGGCAGCAGUAAUAUCAGAAUCACCCUUUUAUUGAAUAAACACAUGUAUAAAAACGCAGAUUAUCCCUGAAACAUUCCUAUGAGAAUAGUGCAGAACGGUACAAUAACCAGCCAUAAUAUUAUUGUGGUUGCUCAAUAAUUCACUGUGAAAUGAAUAACAACCUGCAGUGACAUCCUGACCGUACAGCAUACACGCCUUAGUAAGCCCCUAAAACAGCACGUCCCAUGAGCCUCUUCUCAUGUUUUCUUGAGAAACACCUUAGGCAAGGAAAACACUUGGACACAACGGCCAGUGCAGCAGAAGUUCUUCUCUCUGAAACAUUUCUUAUCUCUGUUUGCCUUGAAUUUGGAUUCCAGAUUUGUUAACUAUUAAAAAAAAACUGUUGCCUCUA